GAGUGAAUCCACCGACGAAUAUAGGUUCUCGUUUCUCUCUCAGUCAGAAUCGUAACAAUUAAGAAAAAAUCCCAACCUUUGUAUAAAUCGCCCCUUAUUUACUCUUUAUUACCUAUUCUCUCUCUCUCUCACACACACACAAGCAAAAAAAUGGCAGCCACAUCUUCACCAGCAAUCCUCCCAACAAUCAACGCACCAGCCGCCACCGACACGGCGCAACAAAUCGGCCCAACACCAGCAUUCCGUUCAUUCAUCAACCACAUCUCCACCACCGUCCAAACCGGUUUCGCCAACCGCCGUCCCUGGUCCGAGCUCCUCGACCGGUCCGCUUUUUCCAAACCGGAAUCAUUCUCCGACGCCACUCUCCGUAUCCGCAAAAACUACACCUACUUCCGUAUCAAUUACCUCUCUGCCCUUGCCGUUGUUCUUGCAUUUUCACUCAUUACAAACCCUUUUUCCCUUCUUGUCCUCUCCGGCCUCCUCGCCGCUUGGCUUUUCCUUUACCUUUUCCGCCCUUCCGAUCCGCCUUUGGUUAUAUUUGGACGGCAGUUUUCUGAGAGGGAGACGCUGGGUCUGCUUAUUAUUUCGACUGUGGUUGUGAUCUUCUUGACAUCUGUUGGAAGUGUGCUUGUUUCAGCUCUCAUGAUUGGUCUUGCGAUUGUGUGUACGCAUGCUGCUUUCAGGGUCCCUGAGGAUCUUUUCCUUGACGAUCCACAGGACUCUCCCGCUACUGGGUUUCUCUCUUUCUUGAGCGGUGGCGCCGCCAAUGCUGCCGCCGUAGCUGUCGCCCCUGCUGUUGCCGCUAGGGUUUGAUCAAAUAUUUCGCGGUAGUUUAUUUUUAUAUAAUUUUGUGAAUGAUUUACUGUAUUAAGUAGAUAAAAGAAUGAUGGAAAUGAGAUGAAAAUAAUGCUCUAUGUAAGAUGUACCUUUUCUUUUUAGACACAAAACUGGAAUUUGUAAUUUGGAUCAACCAACUUGGGAAUUUAGUUAGUAAUUUGUUAUAGAGAAUGAUGUUAAUUGUUGUGAUUGA
This is a messenger RNA of Nicotiana attenuata, 1030 nucleotides long. RefSeq names its product PRA1 family protein B4-like. The coding region runs from base 151 to 813 and encodes 220 amino acids. The record is from RefSeq and is a predicted model, not a curated record. NCBI's taxonomy places the organism in Eukaryota, Viridiplantae, Streptophyta, Magnoliopsida, Solanales, Solanaceae. Gene Ontology annotation, biological process: vesicle-mediated transport. The transcript has a single exon. Gene Ontology annotation, cellular component: endoplasmic reticulum; Golgi apparatus.